AUCUCCAAAUAUGUUGGAAAAAGCAAAUUGAUAGUGUUUCCUAAAGCAUUUGAAGAGUCUGACCCAAAGAAGCUAUAUAAAUUCUAUUCAUCACUGUUCGACGAACUGCCUCCGCGGUGGAGCAAAAUCAUCAGAUUUCUGGAUCCUUCGCAAAAGACUGAUCCUCUCAGUAACUCCAUAAAGAAUUUGAAGUACCACAAACAUCCAGUCCAGCUGUUUAAUGCAUUCGCUGAUAUAGAAGGAAAUAUGGAGAAAUGUGGAUUACUCGAAAAUAAGUACGAAAUUGAAGUGCUGAGAAGCGCAAUGAAAAGCAAGUCUUUGAAAAAGAUUGAAGGGAGCUUUGAAAAAAACAAAAAUCCGUACUACAAGGAGUUGUCUCCCUUCUUUCUCUCUGAGUUGAAAUUGCAGAUCAAACACAACGUGGUAGAAAAGUACUGGUACCGUUUGGCUGGCUCUUCCGUAUGGCUUGAAGAAUAUGGCGUCCACUUCAUGAUAUCCAGAGUCUUGUACAGUCCUAAAGGGAUCAGAAACCAACCGACAAUAUCGUUGACGUAUGCACAACUUUAUGAUAAAGACUGGAAUGAAAUGGUCAACACGCGAUUAGUUGUUCCAUCCAAUAAUAUGCGCAAGCCCGAUCUCGAGGAAAACAUCAUCCCUGAUCCACCUUCUAAGAAAGUUUUGGAUUUCCCCAGCUUUCUUCCGAUUCCAUUCUGGCACGAUUACGACAAUACUGUAGGUAAAUACUAUGGUCCCGAAGACCCUCGAAUCAUAUUGGUGAAUAACAAAUUGGGCUACCAAGAGCCUCUUAUAGUGUUUAAUGCUUAUCACCGUAAGUUGGCUCUUUUUGAUGACGAUCUAGACGAUAGGCUUUUAAUGAAAAUCAAGUUCUACAGAUCCAUGUUCAUCUGUUGGCCCUGGCAGUUCCAGCGAGGUAAAGAGAAUGUAGAUGGAAUGCCUGAUCCAGAGUAUGAUGAGCAUUUCUACAAUAGAGUUACAGAACUACAGAUCAAGAAUUUACCACGUCAAACGACACAGAAGAACUGGACACCGCUUGUAAGUGAAAUGGAAAGAAGAACUCACUCUUCAGGUUCAUUUGUAUAUGAUACUCAUAUCAAUUUUAUCUAUAGAUGGGCCAACUUGGAGAUGUUGAGAUGUAACUUAGAAAGCGGUGUAUGUGGCUUCACCUAUAGGCUCAACGAUAGAUUGGCACCGCGUUCGUCUGUUGGACCAUUGAGAGGAGGAACUCAAUUGAUAAACAUCAAUAACUUGAUUAGGUCCCAACUUUCAGAGUUCAAUAUGGAGACAAUAUUACCCAAUAAUAGGGAGAUUUGGUUAGGUUUUGCAAGAGCUCACUUGGAUAGAUGUGGCUGUGGAAGUGUGAUGUAUCGUCCUAACUUGGUAAUUGUAACCAUGCACAGAGAUUUCUAUAAGCUCAGUCAUGUGAGUUCAUCGAUUUCGUUUGAUAUGCCAGUUCUUGGUUGGGAUUUAUCCAAUCCACGAAUUCUCUGUACUGGAGCAAAUAUCUUGAUUCCCAAUGGGAUUUCUUCGUGGAAUUUAAAGUCGUUGACGGCGGAUGGAAAUGGAGGUUGGACAGCAGAUGAUUAUAUGACAAUAUCCUUGUCUGUUGGAGACUUCACUGUUCAUAAGAUUAACAUCAAGGGCUUACUAAAUGAAGUUUUCAAAUUAAAUGACGUACUUGAUAUGAAAAAGGCUCUAAGCAAUUUGCAGAUUCCUGAUCCUAUAAAUGCUAGUGAUCAAUGUCCAUUCCAAGGAUUCAAUAACGACAAUGUCAUCUGUGCAAUGCAGAGCUCCAGGGACUUCUGUAUGGAUUAUGGCUUUGAACAGGUCAAG
Molecule: messenger RNA, 1851 nt
Organism: Scheffersomyces stipitis CBS 6054
Lineage: Eukaryota; Fungi; Ascomycota; Pichiomycetes; Serinales; Debaryomycetaceae
Product: beta-mannosyltransferase
Exons: 6
Molecular function (GO): mannosyltransferase activity
Source: RefSeq, a predicted model, not a curated record